Messenger RNA from Cicer arietinum (chickpea), 732 nucleotides. RefSeq names its product outer envelope pore protein 16-4, chloroplastic. Gene Ontology annotation, molecular function: transmembrane protein transporter activity. Gene Ontology annotation, cellular component: TIM22 mitochondrial import inner membrane insertion complex. The record is from RefSeq and is a predicted model, not a curated record. Lineage: Eukaryota; Viridiplantae; Streptophyta; Magnoliopsida; Fabales; Fabaceae. Gene Ontology annotation, biological process: protein insertion into mitochondrial inner membrane.
CCGAGGCCCAAUAAAAGGCCCAGUUGUGCAAAAUGCACGCACCAACAACUCUGUGCCUUGCUACCGGGACAAGAAGGAAAUGGAAGAUGAACUAGACGAUGUCGUUCCAUGCACAUCACUCGCCGUUGAAUCUACCCUUCGCGUCGGAACGGCUGGUGCAAUUUGGGGAUUGUGUACUGGUCCCUACGAUGCUCAUAGACAGGGUCUUACAGGCAUUGCUCGAGCUUCUUUUGUGGCAAACUCGGUUCGUGUGUUUGGGACUCAAUGCGGACUUGUAGCUGGAGUUUUCAGCAUUACACGCUGCGGAGUUAAGAAAUACAGGAGACAGAAUGAUUGGGUCAAUGGUUUGAUUGGAGGAGCUGUAGCAGGUGCAGCUGUUGCUGCUAGGUCACGAAGUUGGACGCAGGUGAUUGGGAUGGCCGGUUUGGUUUCUGCUUUUUGUGCUGCAGCUGACUAUUCCAGAACAUAAGGUGCAUUUGUUAGAAACUAUGACAGAAGGAUAUGAGACUCACAAGUGUCUUACAUCAACGAGCAAAAUUGUCUGCUAUUUGGCAGUUUUCAACUAUUGUAUAUUUUGUUGUCUACAACAUGCGUUUGUAUAUACCAUAUUUGUUUAGACGAUAGAGUAAUUUCAGCCUGGUUCUUCCUACACAAAAUUGUUCUUCCUUAUACUUGAAGUAAUAACAGUUUUUCAUAGUUUGAAAAUUUUAUUGACUUUGAUAUUUACGUCUA